AUGUCGAACUCGUACGCGACUACAGGCGCACGGCCAACGUCACGAUGGAAGCGGUUUGUAAAGUCGAACCUGCUUACCUUCCUGACCGUGGUCGGUGUGUUCGGUGGUACCGCACUCGGGCUGCUUCUGAAGAACUCGGCCGAACCCUGGACACAGCGUGAGGUGAUGUAUAUCCAGUAUCCGGGCGAUCUGUUCCUACGGAUGCUAAAGUGUCUGAUAGUACCACUGCUCGUAUCGUCGAUCACCAGUGCGAUCGGUUCGUUGGAUUUGAGCAUGUCGAAGAAGAUCGCUUUCCGGGCCAUCGUGUACUACUUCACCACGACGGUCUGUGCCGUCGUCUUGGGCAUUAUUCUGGUCAGUACUAUUCGACCCGGAGCGGGCCGCGAGGUGAGCAACAUUGGUGGCAAAGGCACCACGAGACAGGUGCUUACGGCCGACACACUGCUAGAUCUCGUAAGAAACUUAUUCCCACCGAAUAUCAUCCAGGCCACGAUGUUCCAGUUCCGAACCAUUCUUGUCCCUCCAGCAAAUGCUACCGGUGUUCCCUUGACGCAGUACAAGAUCACUUCCGAGUUUACCGAGGGCACGAAUGUGCUCGGUCUGGUGAUGUUCAGUGUCGUGCUGGGUACGUGCAUAGGCAAGAUGCGUGAGAAGGGCAAACCACUGCUCGGACUGUUCGAAACGCUCAGUGAAGCGAUGAUGAUUAUUACCUCGUGGGUCAUCUGGAUCUCCCCGAUCGGUGUACUGUUUCUGGUAGCGGCCAAACUGCUGGAGAUGGCAUCCUUCGUCGAGGUAUUGGGACAGCUGGGAUGGUACUUUAUGACUGUGAUGCUGGGACUAAUACUGCACGGUUUCGGUACAAUUUCGGUAAUCUUCUUCCUAACCACGCGCAAAAUGGCGUUCCCGUUCAUUGCCAAGAUGAGCCAGGUUCUGGCGACCGCAUUCGGUACCGGUUCCAGCUCGGCCACGAUGCCCAUCACGAUCCGCUGCCUUGACAAUAUGGGUAUUGAUCCGCGUGUUACACGAUUUGUCAUUCCCGUUGGAGCCACGAUCAACAUGGAUGGUACGGCACUGUACGAAGCCGUCGCUGCGCUAUUCAUUGCUCAACUACGUAAUAUUCAUCUGACCUUUGGUCAUAUCGUUGCUGUGAGUGUGACAGCCACGGCUGCCUCCAUCGGUGCUGCUGGUAUUCCGCAAGCCGGUCUUAUAACGAUGGUAAUGGUGCUGGACACCGUAGGAUUACCGGCCGAGGAUGUCACCAUCAUCAUUGCCGUUGAUUGGCUCCUCGAUCGAUUCCGUACGACUAUUAACGUUAUGUGCGACGCCCUAGGAACGAUUCUCGUCAACUCCCUAUCGAAAAAGGAUUUAUCAGGCGAAGCCAACGGCCAUCUGGAACUGGCUGAACCACACGAACUGGUAGAACUGCGACCCGAUCAGAAGGAAUAA
Anopheles marshallii is the source of this 1446-nucleotide messenger RNA. RefSeq names its product excitatory amino acid transporter 3 (gene Eaat1). The record is from RefSeq and is a predicted model, not a curated record. Gene Ontology annotation, molecular function: L-glutamate transmembrane transporter activity; neutral L-amino acid transmembrane transporter activity; glutamate:sodium symporter activity. Lineage: Eukaryota; Metazoa; Arthropoda; Insecta; Diptera; Culicidae. The transcript has 9 exons. Gene Ontology annotation, cellular component: plasma membrane. Bases 1 to 1446 code for a protein of 481 amino acids. Gene Ontology annotation, biological process: L-glutamate transmembrane transport.